Molecule: messenger RNA, 2862 nt
Organism: Polistes dominula (European paper wasp)
Lineage: Eukaryota; Metazoa; Arthropoda; Insecta; Hymenoptera; Vespidae
Gene: Miro
Product: mitochondrial Rho GTPase
Biological process (GO): mitochondrion organization; small GTPase-mediated signal transduction
Cellular component (GO): mitochondrial outer membrane
Molecular function (GO): GTP binding; calcium ion binding; GTPase activity
Source: RefSeq, a predicted model, not a curated record
CGGCCACCCUCGAAGCGCAAGUUCAGUCGCCGCGGGUGAAACUGACGUUUUUUUUUUCUUCCCCCUUCCGAGGUUUGCGUUCUCUCGUGCAUACGUGCGUGCGUGCGUGCUUACUUGCUUUUACUUACUUACUUACUUACUUACUUACUUGUGUAUUAUAUAUAUGUAUAUGUAUAUGUGUGUGUAUAUACGUCUGUAAAAAAUUACAACCUUAGAAGAGGAUUUUUAAGUGCAAGAAUUUGUCCGGAAUAUGAGGAUUAAUAAUUAAUACAAAAAUAUCAAAGAAACAAAAUCAAUUCUAUAAGAAGAGGUGAACGUUUAAAGUAUAGACAAACGAUUGAAUGAAAGAUUGGUUUAUAGGUUAUGUGAGUUUAAAGGAUGAUAAAUAGCAGUAAGAAAAUGUUAACCAAUAAAAUUUAGGGGUUUAAAGGGAAGAGGAUUUAUUUAUUAUUAUAUAGCAAAAAUGGUGCAUCGUGUGGUGAUACCUAAACGUAGCGUUAGAAUUUUGUUGAUCGGUGAACGCGGUGUUGGUAAGACAUCUUUGAUAUUGUCUCUUGUCAGCGAAGAAUAUGCUGAAGAUGUACCAAGUAAAGCGGAAGAAAUCACCAUACCUGCCGAUGUCACACCUGAACAAGUACCAACUCAUAUCGUUGAUUAUUCAGCUGCAGAACAAACGGAUGAUCAGUUAGCAGAGGAAAUACAAAAAGCUCAUGUAAUAUGUGUUGUUUAUUCAGUCGAAGAUGAAGAUACUCUCGACAAAGCUGCUACGUAUUGGUUACCUCUCAUCAGACGUUGUUCAACCAGCAACCGAUGUCCAGUUGUACUUGUUGGAAACAAAAUUGAUUUGGUUGAUUAUUCUACUAUAGAAGCUGUAUAUCCAAUAAUGAAAGAAUUUUCAGAAAUAGAAAGUUGUAUAGAGUGUUCAGCUAAAACAUUACAAAAUGUAUCAGAAACGUUUUAUUAUGCACAAAAAGCUGUAUUACAUCCAACUACUCCUCUUUAUAAUUACGAUAUACAAGAGCUUACGGAAGAAUGUAAAACUGCUCUCCAAAGAAUUUUUAAGAUAUGCGAUUUAGAUAACGAUGGCCUGUUAAAUGACAUGGAAUUAAAUGCAUUUCAACAAUGGUGCUUUAAUACACCUUUACAACCUCAAGUUUUGGAAGAUGUUAAAGCAGUGUUAUCAAAAAAUAUUCAAGAUGGAAUUUGUAAUCGUUGUGUGACUAUGAAAGGUUUUAUGUAUCUCCAAUGUUUAUUUAUUCAACGUGGAAGAAAUGAAACGACAUGGGCCGUAUUAAGGAAAUUUGGUUACGAUAAUGAAUUACAAAUGUCUAAAGAAUACAUACAUCCUCAAUUAAAAGUUCCUUCUGGUUGUACAACUGAAUUAUCGCACAAGGGACAAGAAUUCUUAACACUGUUAUUUAUGCAACACGACAGAGAUCGUGAUGGAGCUUUAUCACCACCAGAAGUAGAUUCGUUAUUUUCAAGAUGUUUAAGUCCACCAUGGGGUGAUGAAUACAAGCAUACUGUACCAACCAACGAAAAAGGUUGGAUCACAUUUCAAGGCUAUAUGUGUCAAUGGGCAUUAUUGACUAUUACGAAUGUUAAAAAAACUUUAGAAUAUAUGGCAUAUCUUGGAUACAAUAUGUAUAAUAACGAAUGUCAAACGAGUGCUGUAAUAGUAACACGUGAGAAAAAAUUAGAUUUAGCUAAAAAACAAUCAAGUAGAAAUGUUUACACGUGUCAUGUUAUUGGACAAAAGAAUAGCGGUAAAACAACUCUAUGCAGAAGUUUUGUCGAUCCUAAAUUAGAGAAAUUAACGGAUGAUGUAAUACCUUUAAACACUCAUGUUACUGUCAAUACGGUACAUGUAUAUGGUCAAGAAAAGACAAUAAUUUUAAAGGAUAUUAAUAUAAUGAAUGUUCAAGAUGCAUUAACACCUACACAAAUACAAUGCGAUGCAGCAGCUCUUGUUUACGAUACAGCUAAUCCUAAAUCAUUUGAAUAUAUUGCACGAAUUUAUAUCAAAUAUUUCGCAGAUAGUAAAAUACCGGUAUUAAUAAUAGCUAAUAAAAGUGAUCUUGCUGAAGUUAAACAAGAAUAUUUAUUACAACCGGCAAGUUUUUGCAGUAAGUACAAGUUGAUGCCGCCACAACCUUAUAGCGUUUCAAGGGCUGUACGUAGAGAAAUAUUCGUCAAAUUGGCUACAAUGGCAGCAUUUCCCCGCUUUCAACCAGCGUGGGUAUUAUUUUAUAGACACAGCCCUUUAAGGCAUAUGGUCCACAUGUUGUUUGUCAAACCCUCACCCACUCAAUGGUGGAAUUCUUUGACAAGACAUUUAAAUCAAUUUGGGCUGAUACAACAAGAUUCCGUAGUUUGGUGGAAAGCUGGUUUGGGAAUAGCAGCAGCUACCGUUGCUGGGUUUAUGGUGAUGCGUGUCUUAAAGACAGAAAAAAGAUAGUCUACCAUAUGUUUUAUUUCGCACAUUUAACUGCCCCCACUCUCUCUCUCCCUCUCUCCCUCUCUCCCCUUUUGUUCAAAAAGAAAACCACACCCCCAUCUCAGAGAACGCAUUAAGUUAAUAAAAAUAUGUUCAUAAAUCAUUUAUUAUUGGUGUAAUUAAGAGGUUACUACUACUACUACUACUAUUACUAUUACUACUAUUUACUAUUAAUACUAUUUACUAUAUUACAAUGACUAUUAUCGCUGAAACACACAUUGUAUACAAUAGCUUUGUUUAAUCUUAUUCUUCAAAAAAACAAAACAAAAACAAAAAAUUGUAAUCUGUUUAUUUUAUUCGUUAGAUUAACAAUUUUCAUUGAUGAUUAACUAUAACAGAUCUGAGAAUUAUUAUCGAUUUUGUUU